Messenger RNA from Plasmodium gonderi, 909 nucleotides. Its product is annotated as variable surface protein. The record is from RefSeq and is a predicted model, not a curated record. The coding region runs from base 1 to 909 and encodes 302 amino acids. NCBI's taxonomy places the organism in Eukaryota, Apicomplexa, Aconoidasida, Haemosporida, Plasmodiidae. The transcript has 3 exons.
AUGACUACGCAACCAAUAGUAACAGAAAACUACGAUUUUAAGGAUAUAUUCCCCACAUGUGUGAAUGAUUUUCAUACUCAUACCACUAAUAGCACAACUAAUGUUGAAUCUAAAAUUGGCAAUACAUGUUCAGUAAAUGUAAAAUCUUUAAAUUUUGAUGAGUAUUACAGAUAUUUUUUUGUAUCAAAUUGUAAGCAGCUUCUUCUCUACUUAAAUUAUAUAAAAAAUAAAAAUAGCACUACUGAAAUAUCACGAGGCUGUAAAUAUUUCAAUUAUAGGUUAAAAUAUUUAUUAAAUAUUUAUAAUUGUCCUGAAAAGAGCACUGUAAAAGCUUAUAAUAAAAUGAUAAUUAAAGAAAAUGAAAAUAUUUAUUAUAAUAUAUCUAAUAUAUGUGAAUUAUACAUUAAAGACAUUAGUGAUGAUAUAUUUCAAAAUUUUGAAAAAUUGAAUGAUCUAUACAAUGCUUUUAUACUACAGAGUGAAAAGUGCCCUAAGAAUAGUACAUGUUUUACAAAAUAUACUAAUUAUUCAAAAAAUUGUGAAAAUCUGAAUAAUAACAGUUAUUGUCAAGUUCUAAAUUCAUUUAAACUUCUCUAUAUUCAAGAUACUGUAAAUGAACAUAUCCAUAAAGAAGCUUCUGAAUUCACAGAGUCCUCAUCGCUUAUACAUAUACGUGCAGCUUUUUUAACUAUAACAUUCACAAUAUUUGCAUUAUCAUUAAUUAUAUUCAUUUUUCAUAAGAAUACGUCUUAUAGAUCAUAUCUACAAAAAUUGUUAGUGAAAAUAAGGAGAUUUAUUAAUAAAAAGGAUGAAGAAUAUCUUAUAUUCUUGGAUUCAUUGGAAAGCCCCUAUAAACCUUCUAUUGAUAAGGAUUACACAAUAGAAUAUAGUUCAGUACACUAUUCAUAA